UCCUUUUGGAAAUAUACGACUUUCCGCAUAAACGUUGGGGUUUCUUACGUUGUCUCCUAGGUUUUUUACGCCCCGUUUGAUCAUCGUUUUCUCUUUCUAGUUAUGUCGUCGAGAUGCAGAAACCCAAACCCCAGAGCCCGGUCUCCGCCGCCUCGUUCACGACCUCGGGACCCCUUACCAUGUUCGAAACGGGCCGAACCGGAGCGGUUACCUAUACUGGAGAAACGACAACAGUGCAACAAGAGUAACCAUGAAGAUGAUGACAGAGAACUCUGCAUGAAAAAACUUUCGGAGUUUAACGAAUCAUUGUUGCGCCAAGGACAGUCGACGUCUACCAAGUUCCAAUGGAGCCAUCUUUUACUCGAUAAUUCCGGGGAGGCAUCGGCGGAGGCUACUAAGCCGGAGUUAGCAAUGCAGAAUGUGAGAACUGCGGCAACUUAUUCAAUCAGCCCAAUGGGGAUUUGUAUAACAAAAGAAAACCGGUUUAUUGAUUCAAGGGAACCACAGUUGAAGGAAAUAAAGUUGGGUUUUGACAACAAUGGCGAAGGUUUCCGAUACCCAGAUGUCAGAAACAGGGGAACGAUUGCUGAGGCAGUAGAUUUUGUUGGGCGUGGGGAAAUUUUGGGUUUUGAAUCUUCUUGCAUGAUAUCUGAAAUGGCUAGGAAUCGGAUUAUGAGAACCGAACAAGCUACUGAGUUAGCUUACCGGAAGAUGGAAAGUACAAGAGCUAGAGCCAGUGCUAUUUGUUCUAUCAUAGACAAAAUUGAUGGUGCUGUGGAAAGCUGGGCAUUGGAACAGUAUAUGGCUGAACAAAAUAUAGAACUUUUGCAUGGAGAAAGGCACCAGCAAAGAGAAGAUUGUAGCCAUUAUGCUUUGACUCAACGUUAUAUGGGUUUUAGUGGACAAGGAAACGAAGUUGUGGGUUUUACGAUGAAUCGUCCUCAGACCCCAAAGGGAGGUCCUUUCCGUGGUGAAUUGGGUAGUGGUCAUGUUUGUCCUCAACUUUAUCCUGAUUUAGAAGAAAAGUCACGUAGGUUUAAAGGACGUGAGGUUCUGGGUUGUUGGAUGAAUCAUGACCAGAGCCAAAAUGAAGCAGUUUUUCUUGGUGAAAGCCAGCAGUUUCAACAUUAUGUUAAUUUAAGUGGGCGAUCACAUGAGGUUGAGCAACAAAAUGUGGGUUUCAGCUCUAGGAUUAAUUGUCGUCACAGCCCAAAGAGAGCUCCUGUGCGUGGUGAAAUGCAGGAGUUGCCACAAGAUUAUGGCCAUUAUUUACCUUCAAAUUAUCUUGAUAUUAGCAGAGAACCACAUGUAAAGGAGCAAACAGAUGAUGUUUCCAGUUCUUUGAUCAAUGAUGCGCAAGCCGAAAAGGGGGCUGUUUUGAAUGAUGAGAGGCAGGAUUUAUCUGAAGAUUAUAGUCAUUCUUUACCACAACUUGAUCUUGAUUUUUGUGUUGAAUCACAUGAGACGCAGCAAGAAAAUGUGCUUCUGGAUUCUAUGAUGAACGGUCCUCAUAAACGAAGAGGAGCACUUUUGCAUGGUGAAGAGCAGCAAAUGCAACAAGAUUGCAGUCAUUCUUUAUUUCAAUAUCAUCUUGGUUUAAAAGAAGAAUCACAUGUGAUGGAGCAAGAAAUUGAAGCUCUGGCUUCAAGGAUGAAUCAUCUUCAGGACCAGAAGGUAGCUUUUUUUCAUGGUGAAACCCUGCCUUUGCAACAAGAUUGUGCCUUGGAAAGCUAUCCCUUGUCAAAGCAGGAUGAUGAUGUGCGCACCGCUGAGGGUAGCACUCAGCAGAUUUCAGCAACAGAGGAGCUAGGCAUCAAUGGCCAAUUUUCCAAGGCACGUCCAAGGAAACGUAUUAUUGAUCUGAGAAAGAUUAGAGAGAGUCAAAUAAGUACAUUAACCCGAACUUUGGAUGCCUCAAAUGAUGAGAUUCUCGACGCCGGAUACAGAGGUGAACAAUCGAGUGAUGACGAUUUCCAGCAAUUAUUAUUGCUAAGAAAUUCAGGAUCUGAGCCCUCCCAAGAUGAGGGGGCUGUUUUGUUUGAUGAGUUGCCAGAUCAAAGGAACAUUAUUGACUGUGACUAUCAAUUCUCCACUCGUCAUAUGCGAGAAUUCUCACAACCUUCUAAUAGGAAAAAUAUAAAGCAGCGUUUGGGUUCCAGUAGAAAAAGCAUAAAGCAGCGAUUGGGGCCUCCUUGUCAAGUUCAUUCUAAUAGGAAAAGUAUAAAGCAGCGUUUGGGGCGGCCUUGUCAAGUUUAUAAUCCAAAUGUUAUGCCUCCGAUUGAAAGACAUAAAACGAGGAAACUCCUGAUGAAAAAUGUUAAUGAUGUUCACAAAGGGGUUCAAGCACGAGAUGUUGAUUUGCCAGUUGUGAAACGUGGAAGGACUGAGCCACCUGAGGACACUGAGGAGUUCAAGCAGCUAAUAGAUGCUGCUUUUGUUAAAUUUGUCAAAGUUUUGAAUGAGAACCCAGCUCAACGAAGGAAAUACACAGAGAAAGGAGCAGCUGAGACCUUAAAGUGCUGUGUAUGUGGCAGCAAUUCCAAAGACUUUGUCAAUACACCAAGCUUGCUAAUGCAUGCCUUCACAUCUAGAAUGGUUGGGCGUAGAGUAGACCACUUGGGUUUGCACAAAGCACUUUGUUUGUUGAUGGGAUGGAGCUCAAUGGCAGCUUCUAAUAGUCUAUGGGUCCAAAAGACAUUGCCUGAUGCUGAAGCCUUGGCUAUGACGGAGGAUCUUGUAGUGUGGCCUCCAGUUGUUAUCUUGCACAACAGUUCUAUAGCAGCUACCAAUUUAGAUGAUCAGAUUAUAGUAAGUAUUGAAGAGCUUGAGGCAUUUCUCAGAGACAUGGGAUUUGGCCGGGGGAUAUCCAAGGUGUGCCGUGGGAAACCUGCAAAUCAGAGUAUCAUGACAGUGAUUUUCCAUGGAACCUUUUCAGGGCUACAAGAAGCGGAGAGACUUCACAAUCUUUAUGCUGAGAACAAACAUGGGAGGGCUGAGUUUCGGCGAAUGAAAUGUAGUAGUGGAGAAACGCAGAAAGUGUCUUUAGACAAGUUCAAAGAUGUACUAUAUGGCUACUUGGGAAUUGCAGUUGACUUGGAUAAACUUGAUUUUGAGACAAAGAGUCGUUCUGUGGUUAAAAGCAAGAAGGAAAUCUAUGCCAUUGCUGAUGCCCUUCUUUACAGUGAAUGAGAAACUUGGAUCUUAUUGAAG
Durio zibethinus is the source of this 3210-nucleotide messenger RNA. RefSeq lists its product as uncharacterized. The record is from RefSeq and is a predicted model, not a curated record. Gene Ontology annotation, biological process: regulatory ncRNA-mediated gene silencing. Lineage: Eukaryota; Viridiplantae; Streptophyta; Magnoliopsida; Malvales; Malvaceae.